Messenger RNA from Leptosomus discolor (cuckoo roller), 1413 nucleotides. The record is from RefSeq and is a predicted model, not a curated record. Lineage: Eukaryota; Metazoa; Chordata; Aves; Leptosomiformes; Leptosomidae.
CUGGGCGAGCACACGCUGGUCAGCACGCAGUGGCCCCAGAGCACCCAGAUCAUCCUGGGCUCCCACACCCUGCUCGGCUCCAUCGGUGACCUGCACCGCCAGCGCCGCAAGAUCCUGGCCAGAGUGUUCAGCCGCGCCGCCCUGGAGAGCUACCUGCCACGGAUCCGGAAGGUUGUGAGCUGGGAGCUGCGGGGCUGGUGCAUGGAGCCGGGCUCCAUCGCAGUUUAUUCCUCCGCUAAAACAUUAACUUUCCGCAUUGCAGCUCGGAUUCUGCUGGGGCUCCGCCUGGAGGAGAAGCAGUUCAAGGACCUGGCCAAAACUUUUGAACAGCUGGUGGAGAACCUCUUCUCCCUGCCCCUCAACAUACCCUUCAGCGGGCUGCGCAAGGGAAUCAAAGCACGGGACAUGCUACAUGAGUUUAUGGAGAAGGCUAUACAGGAGAAACUGCAGAGAAGCAGCCCAGAAGAUCACAGCGAUGCUCUGGAUUUCAUAAUAAACAGUGCCAAGGAGCACGGCAAAGAAUUCACCAUGCAGGAGCUAAAGGAGUCAGCGAUUGAGCUCAUAUUUGCUGCUUUUUUCACCACGGCUAGUGCCAGCACCUCUCUGAUCCUCCUGUUACUGAAGCAUCCUUCAGUGAUCGAAAAAAUAAGGCAGGAGCUGGUGUCCCAUGAGCUGUACCAGCAGUGUGAGUGCUGCCCUGCGGGACCCUGCCCGGACACCCUGCCUGCCCAGAGCAGGGACAGCGAGAAGUCACUUCUCCUCCCCAUAGCAAAAGAUGCUUGUGAGGACAAGAGCCGACCCCCAGGCCCAACGGAGGAAGGUUCCCUCCAGCCCUGUGCUCUCUCAAGGCACACCCUCCACCAGAGCAGUCCCUGUGCUGGCCCCCAGCUCCAGGCAGCGUCGGGGCAGAGCUGUCGCUACCCCUCAGACAUCAGCCUGGAGAAGCUGAGCCGCCUACACUACCUGGACUGUGUGAUUAAGGAGGUGCUGCGGGUGCUCCCCCCCGUCUCCGGAGGCUACAGGACGGCUCUGCAGACUUUCGAGCUGGAUGGCUACCAGAUCCCCAAAGGCUGGAGCGUGAUGUACAGCAUCCGUGACACGCACGAGACGGCUGCCGUCUACCAGAGCCCCCCCAGUGGCUUUGACCCAGACCGCUUUGGUGCAGCCCGGACGGAGGCCGUGGGCCGCUUCCACUACAUCCCCUUUGGAGGCGGGGCACGGAGCUGCAUUGGCAAGGAGCUGGCGCAGGCCAUCCUCAAGCUGCUGGCCAUCGAGCUGGUCAGCACGGCCAGCUGGGGGCUGGCCACCCCCGGCUACCCUGCUAUGCAGACCGUGCCCAUUGUGCACCCUGUUGACGACGGGCUGCAGCUCUACUUCCACCCCUUGCAGCCCGGACGCGGCAGUGAGCCCUGA